Messenger RNA from Brettanomyces nanus, 3030 nucleotides. RefSeq lists its product as uncharacterized. NCBI's taxonomy places the organism in Eukaryota, Fungi, Ascomycota, Pichiomycetes, Pichiales, Pichiaceae. Gene Ontology annotation, biological process: error-prone translesion synthesis; error-free translesion synthesis. Gene Ontology annotation, molecular function: damaged DNA binding; DNA-directed DNA polymerase activity; deoxycytidyl transferase activity. The transcript has 2 exons. Gene Ontology annotation, cellular component: nucleus. The coding region runs from base 1 to 3030 and encodes 1009 amino acids. The record is from RefSeq and is a predicted model, not a curated record.
AUGACCACUUCUUCAAGCAACGGUCAAGAAUGGUCUGUUAAUGAUUCUGAAGUCAAUAGGUUGCUUGAUGAUUUGGACGAUGAGAUUAACCAAAAGGAUAAGCAGUGUUUGAUCGAUGUUUUUUCUUCACAAUUAGAAGAAGAGCCACUUAAAGCCAGCAGCACCGGUACAAACUCGUUUUUUAAGCAGCCGGUAGCCAUCAGUUCUACAUUCGAAGAAUGGAGGUCGAUGAACAACUCGGAGUUUAUUACGUUUGUUAAUAAGCUUAGUUCUGAACACACAAUAAAACAUGAGUCCAAUGAUGCUACCCAAAAAGAUUUGAUGGGACCAAGUCAGGAUGAAACUGAGCAAUAUAGUUCAGUAGGGUUUAAUACUAUGGAUGAGGAUGAGAUAUUGGGAAAGACCAGCAUGAAUAUGUUGGCGUCUUCUUCUCAGAAGCUUGUGAAAGGUGGUGAUCAGGCCCCAAGGUCUCUUGUAGAGCCUUCUCCCGGUGAAUCCGAUGGACCCAGUGGAGAAAUUGCAUUUGGUGAUUAUACAACCUACUUUCAGAAUAAACACCUCAAGCAACAGGAUCAAGAUCGCCAAUAUGUUGAUUUCGUCAGCAAAGCAAGGAAUAAGAACUAUCCUAAGAUAUUCAAGGACUGUGUCAUUUAUGUGAAUGGUAAGACUCACCCGGAUGUCAGUCAGCUUCAUAGAAUUAUUAUUCUUUACGGAGGUAAAUUUCUUGCCUUUUUGGGUGCCAAAGGUAAUGCUACGCAUAUCAUAGCCGAACAACUAACCCCCAGAAAAAGGAUAGAAUUUCGUAAUUACAAAGUGGUAAAUCCAGAAUGGAUAACUAGAAGUGUUGAAGCCGGAAGGUUACUCUCCUGGGGAGAAUUCAUGCUUAUUAAUAAUGACUACGGUCAAAAGAAGUUGGAGUUUCCCCAAAAACUGAUUUCCUCUGUCAUUGAAGAGGCACCGAUCGAGGUGUCUCAAUUGAAUGAGUUCACCAAUCCGGACGAUCCACUUGAGUCGGCGCCUGAGAAUAAUGUUGACCCUAGAACUGGCAAAGCUGAAGAUUUUGGCCAUUUGACAGCCAAGGAUCCUAGUUUCCUUCCCAAGUUUUUUGCCAAAUCAAGAUUACAUCAUUUGAGUACAUGGAAAAUGGAGUUACGAUCGAAGUUUCUUCAAAAGGCAAUAGGAGUACUAAGGGAAAGACUGAAAAAUCGACAGAAAUCGUCAUCGAAUGCCAGAAAAGUCAUCAUCCAUGUUGACUUUGACUGUUUUUUUGCAACCGUGUCUGCUUUGAAGCACUCUCCUCCCAUUGACAUCCAUAAUCUUCCCGUGUGCGUUACCCACGGAAGUAAUGGUUCAGAUGUGGCAUCCUGCAAUUAUGUGGCGCGGUCUAAGGGGUGUAAGAAUGGAAUGUGGCUUGGAAGCGCCAAGAAGCUUUGUCCUAAGUUGAUCUGUCUUGACUACAACUUUGAUGCUUAUGAGCAAAUUUCUCAGAGAUUUUAUGAAACCCUUCUUCAGUUUGAUGCGGAUUCAAUAUUACCGGUUAGUGUAGAUGAGGCUCUAUUGGAUGUUACAAGUCUGGCCGAGAACCGGGAUUCAAUGGAUAUAAUGAAGGAUAUCAAGCGCAGAGUACUGGAAGAUACCGAAUGUUCUGUGAGUUGUGGCUGCGGGCCAAACGUAUUGUUAGCAAAACUAUGCUUAAGGAAAGCGAAGCCUGAUGGAAUUUACCAAGUGAAGGUGCCUGAAGUCUUGCGAUUUAUUGAGUCUUUACACUUUAGGGACCUACCUGGUAUCGGUUACAGUAUCAAUAGUAAACUGGAAGAAGAUCUUUCUGAGCGGGAUGUCACUAUUGGACGAGUUCGACAGCUACCGAAGGAUAAGUUAAUUGGAUUGUUUGGAGUUAAGACCGGCACUACGAUUUACGAGUACGCAAGAGGUACUGAUCUCACUUCCAUUGACGUUCUAAGUAAUCCCGAGAAGUUUACCAGGAAAUCUCUUUCGGUGGAUGUUAAUUGGGGAAUACGAUUCGAUAAUGAUUCGCAGGUGGAGGAGUUUCUUACUAGAUUGGCCGGGGUUUUAACUGAUAGGCUAAAGGAAACCGAUGUGAAAGGUUCUUCGCUUUCAUUAAAAUUGGCUCUACGGCAUCCAGAGGCACCUAAAGUACCUCCAAAGUUUUUGGGAAUGGGCAGAUGUGUGUUUAUAUCAAAGUCAUCAAGAUUUGGUGUGGACACAAGAGAAUUGGGACUGAUAGCCAGCGAGCUAAAGUAUCUAUGGCGGAUAUUAGGUGCUGAUCCAACCGAGCUAAGAGGUGUAGCUGUAACAAUGGGUAGGUUGAUUCAUGAAACAAAUGAGGCAACGAAUCAGACGAAGUUGCCUUAUAAGAAACUGGAUAGGGUGGAGUUCUCUGUACCAGUAGAUUCUGUCGGUUUGGCUGUUCCGGCGGCAUCGACGAAGACCGCAGAUAUGCUGCAUUCCCCUUCGGCAAUUCCUCAAAUAUCACCAGUAGCACUUGGUCAUAUCAACUGGGACGUCUUUAAGGAGCUUCCUUUGUCUAUCCAACAAGAGAUAAAGCAAGAGCUUCGAAGAAGAGACCUCCAGUCAACGCCUCGUAAAUCCAGAAGACAUUUGAACGACAUUGAUAAUCUAUUAGACUCUCCUACCAAGAAGAGGGUUAGACCUAGAACAGAAGUACUGAUCACGGAAAGACUCUUAGAUACUUCGGCAAGACUCCGAUUCCAGGGAAUCCCAAUUACUCGAUUCGAAGAGAUCAAGAAGAAGUUGACCACCUGGCUCGAUUAUACUAUUAACGAGAAGAAUGGUCCCGAUGAAAUGGAUGUGAAUCUGUUCAAUGAUAUGAUGUUGAAGUUGUUGGACAUUGGAGAACCUUUGAAGUUUAAGGAAAUCAUCGACGUUUUGGAAUUAAGACUGAGUUGCAGAAUUGGUAGCGUCGGAUACGAUAUUUGGGGACAGAUAAUAAAGCAAUUGAAGAGGAUUUUCCAGGACUUGGACAGCAACGAAUUGGUAUUUAGGUUUUGA